Molecule: messenger RNA, 4014 nt
Organism: Elephantulus edwardii (Cape elephant shrew)
Lineage: Eukaryota; Metazoa; Chordata; Mammalia; Macroscelidea; Macroscelididae
Gene: MYBBP1A
Product: MYB binding protein (P160) 1a
Exons: 26
Coding region: 1-4014 (1337 amino acids)
Biological process (GO): regulation of DNA-templated transcription
Cellular component (GO): nucleolus
Molecular function (GO): sequence-specific DNA binding; transcription corepressor activity; transcription factor binding
Source: RefSeq, a predicted model, not a curated record
AUGGCGGAGACAGAGGCUAUGGACAUGGCUGAACCCAUGUCUCCCGGGGAGGCGGCUAAAAACGGCGCCGGGUCUGCCGACCGCCAUGACCUGUUGCAACACAGUCGCGAGUUCUUGGAUUUCUUCUGGGACAUCGCAAAGCCAGAGCAGGAGACGCGGCUGAAGGCCACGGAGAAGCUGCUGGAGUACCUGCGCACUCGGCCGAAGGAAUCCGAGAUGAAAUAUGCUCUGAAGCGCCUGAUCACUGGGCUCGGGGGCGGCCGAGAGACUGCCCGACCCUGUUACAGCCUGGCCCUUGCACAGGUGUUACAGUCUUUCGAAGAGAUUCCUUUAUGUAGCAUCCUGGAGCAAAUACAAGAGAAGUAUGAUCUGCAGAACGUGAAGAAGGCCAUGGUGAGGCCUGCUCUCUUCGCACACCUGUUUGGAGUGUUGGCCCUCUUUCAGUCAGGUCGGCUCGUGAAGAACCAGGAGGCACUGAUGAAGUCUAUAAAGCUGCUGCAGAUCCUGGCCCAGCACCGCAACCACUUACAGGAGCAGCCCCAGAAGGCCCUGGUGGACAUCCUCUCUGAGGUCCCAGAGGCCGUGCUGAAGGAGGUCCUGCCAGAGGUCCUCAAGGCUGACUUGAGUGUGGUGCUCGGCUCCCCGGAGUACGUGGAGCUCUUCUUGUUAGCCCGGCAGAAGGUGCCUGCGAAGCUGAAGAAGCUAUUUGGAGCCGUUGAUCUCUUUUCAAAUGAGAACAUUCCCAGGCUAGUAGAGGUGCUGAAGAUAGCGUCUGCCUCUGUGAAGAAGGAACGCAAACUGCCCGCUGUGGCUCUGGGCCUGUUGCGCCUGGCGCUUGAGGAGAAAAAGUUCCCUCGGUUCUGGAAUGAGGUCGUGGAGCAAGGGCUGCUGAAGAAGCAAUUCCUGCCAGCCAGCUACCUGUGUUUCCGCCUGCUGGGUGCAGCCCUGCCCCUGCUUUCCAAGGAGCAGCUACAGCUGGUGAUGCGGGGAGACCUGAUCCACCUGUACGGGGAACACCUGGUCACUGCUAAGCUCCCGAACCAGUUCAAGUUUGCCCCUGAGAUGGACGAGUAUGUGGGCGCCUUCCUGGAGGGCUGUCAGGAUGACCCAGAGAGGCAGCUGGCCAUGGUUGUGGCCUUCUCCUCCAUCACCAACCAGGGCCACCCCGUCGUGCCCACCUUCUGGCGGGUCGUGCAGUUCCUGAAUCCCCGCGCCCUCAAGGAUUACGUGGCCUGGCUGAAGGACAUGUUUCUCCAGCCCAACCUGGACUCUUUGGUUGACUUCAGCACCAGCAACCAGAAGAAAAACCAGGAUCCUUCGUUCCAUUCGCCCGAGCGGGCUGUGUUCCGACUUCGGAAGUGGAUCAUCCUUCGCCUGGUCAGCAUUGUGGAGAAUACUCACGUGGAAAAAGAGGAGGCCUUGGUCCAAGAGGUGGCCAGGUUCUGCUUGUUUCAUUCAUUUUUUGAAACCAAGAAGCCCACGUCCCAGAUUCCAGAGACCAAGCAGCAGCCCUCCGUCCCCUUGGAGAGCCGAAUCCGCGAGGUGGUCUGCAGUGCCUUCUUCAGUCUGCUGCAGGCCCUCAGCACCCAUUUUAAGCCAGUACCGGGCCAGACCCCAGAUGGGCAGCCCUGGACCUACCGCCUGGUGCAGUUUGCAGACCUGCUGUUGAAACAAAACCGCAACGUGGCCGCUGUGACACCCCUCACUGCAGAGCAGCACCAGGCCUGGGACCGGAUGCUGGAGACGCUGAAGGAGAUGGAGGGCCGCUCCAAGGAGGUCAAGGCCAGGGCCUUCCAUCACCUGCUCCUCCUGGUGGGCAUCCACCUCUUCAAGUCCCCCUCAGAGAGUUGUGACCUCCUGGGCGACAUCCAGACCUGCAUCAAGAAGAGUCUGGAGGAAAAGCCCCACCGGACCCGCUCCAAGGCCACAGAGCCCCAGGAGCCACCGUGGGUCGAGGUGCUGGUGGAGAUCCUGCUGUCCUUGCUGGCCCAGCCCAGCCACCUGAUGCGCCAGGUGGCGCGGACUGUGUUUGGUCAUGUCUGCUCUCACCUGACGCCACGUGCCCUGCACUUAAUUCUAGAUGUGCUGAACCCUGAGAAGAGCCAGGAAGAAGAUGACAGCGUGAUGGUCACAGAUGACUCUGAUGAGAAGCAGCUGGAAAUGAAGAUGGAAAAGGACGAGGACCAGGACUCAGACAACUCAGACAGUGAGGAGGAGGAGGAGAGCGAUGGCGAGGAGAGUGACGAGGAGGCGCUGGACGGGGACGUGGACCAGGGCUUCCGGGAGCAGCUGAUGGCUGUGUUGCAGAAGGGGAAGGCGCUGGGCGGAGUGGACAGUGAUGACGACGAGGAGCUGGGGGACGAGGCCAUGAUGGCCCUGGACCAGAACCUCGCCAGCCUCUUCGCCGAGCAGAAGCUGCGCAUCCAGGCCAAGAAGGACGAGAAGGACAAGCUGCAGAAGGAGAAGGCGCUCCGGCGAGGCUUCCAGAUCAGGGUGCUGGACCUGGUCGAGGUGCUGGUGACAAAGCAGCCUGAGAAUCCCCUGGUCCUGGAGCUUCUCGAGCCGCUGCUGACCAUCAUCCGGCGCAGCAUGCGUAGCAGCAGCUCCAAGCAGGAGCAGGACUUCCUGCACAAGACGGCCCGCAUUUUCACGCACGACCUCUGCCGCGCCAGGCAUUACUGUCAUGACGUCGGCAACCACGUGGAGGCGCUGCACGCACAGGUAGAGCGGCUGGUGGAGCAGGCUGGCCGCCAGGCCGACUCCUCCAUCGCCCUCUACUACUUCAACGCCUCCCUCUACCUGCUCCGGGUAUUGAAAGGCAACACCCCCAGUGAACCACCUCCCAAGACCCCAAAGAAGCAGAAAGCCAAGGCUAAGGCCCCAGAGGCUACCAGCUGUUUGGAUGUGAACCGUGUGGCCCAGGUCUACUCCUCAGCACUGAGCUCCUUCCUGACCAAGCGCAACAGUCCACUGACCGUCCCCAUGUUCCUCAGCCUCUUCUGCCGGCACCCGGUCCUGUGUAAGAGCCUGCUCCCUGUCAUGGUCCAGCAUGUGACAAGCCCAGCACAGCCUCGCCAGCAGGCCUGCCAGCUGCUCCAGAAGGCCCUGUCCAUGGGAGAGCUGAAGCGCUGCUUUGAGGGCUCCGAGUGGGAACAGCUCAUCAGCCAGGUCCUCGCAAAGGUCACGGAGAACAUGCGGACUCUGGGGACAGCGCAGGCCAAGCUGGAGCAGCAGAGGGAGCUGUCCUCGUUAGAGCUGCUCAUCAUACUCCUCAAAACCGUCCACCUGCAGAAGCUGACCGUGGACCUGACCGGCAUACUGGGGCUGCUGCAGGGCCUCCAGCCGAGCCUGCAGCAGAGCCUGCAGCAGGGGCCGCACGCAGCCGGGUCCAGCCGCCUGUAUGACCUCUACUGGCAGGCCAUGAAGUUCCUGGGAGUGCAACGCCCCAAGUCAGAAAAGAAGGAUGCCAAGGAAACCCCCAGUGGUUCCCAGAAUCCCGUUAGCUUGAAGCGGAAGAAAAAGGGAUUCUUGCCAGAGACUAAGAAGCGCAAGAAACGCAAACCAGAAGAUGCUGCUGGAGAAGAUGCCAAGCCAGCAGCCGCCAGUGAAAACCAGCCCCCCAGCUCCGGCAAGAAGAAGCGGCGGCACAGGAAGCCAGCCAAGGCCUCCGCCCAGUCACAGUCCAACGGGGAGCCUGGCACCCAGAGUCCUACCCCCAGUACCCCUGUCACAAACCCCAGCGCCUCUGCCAGCCCCACCAAAAGCCCCAGUGCCCCUGCCAAGACCCCCAAGCUUCAGAAGAAGCAGCGGAAGCUCUCCCAGGUGAAUGGAGCUCCUCCUGCAGAGUCUGCUGGCAAAAGGCCCCAGAAGGGGCUCUCGGGUGAGUUGCCACAGCUCACCCCACCCCAGAAAAAGGCAAAGCUGGCUUUGGCCAAUGGGAGCCCCAGCCUCCUCCAGGGUGAGGCGAAGAAGAAGAAGAAGAAGGCACAGCUGAAGAAAGCAGGGAAACCCUAA